Molecule: messenger RNA, 1065 nt
Organism: Acanthosepion pharaonis
Lineage: Eukaryota; Metazoa; Mollusca; Cephalopoda; Sepiida; Sepiidae
Source: the annotation of a GenBank genome assembly
AUGCAUGUAUUAAGAUAUAUAAAUAAAUCUUCUUCCUACAGUCUGUUCAUAUCUAUCUAUCUAUCUAUCUAUCUAUCUAUCUAUCUAUCUAUCUCGCCGGUAUGUUUAACUGUCCAUCCAGUCUGCAACUGCCUACAACUACGGAAAGCGUGGGGUGAUGAAAUGCCUCCCAUGCCGAGCACCUGCUGCUAUCAUUUCCAGCCCAUUUCUUCUUACUCUUAUUCUUUUUAUUCUUCUUUGUUGUUCUUGCUCUUCUUUGUUCUCUUUAUUCUUCUUUGUUCUUCCUAUCUACACUCUUUGACACCUUCUCUAAUUUGUUUCUGCAUAAUCAUUCUCUUCGUCUGUUUUUAUUUUAUCUCAUUUCUCCUCCUACUGUUCUACUAUUCCAAGCUUCUUCUUCUCACCUCUUCUUUUUCUGAUACUGCUUUUCCUCUUUCUUUCUUUCUUUCUUUCUUUCUUUCUUUCUUUCUUAUUUAUUAUUGCUCUUAUUUAUUAUUUCCCAUUCUAGACUUCGUCCUUUUUUUCUUUUCUAUUCUAUACUCAACAUGUUUGCUUUGCUUAUAUUUUUUCCGCUCUUUCUCGGUUUCUUCGUUUUCCUCUUAUUCUUUCUCUUAUCACGUUUCAUUUUUCUCCCCUAUCUUCUUCUCCAUUUCCAUUCGCUUUUUGCUUUCUUAUUCACACCCGUUCGUCUCCUUCGCGCCAAAUAACUGCCCAAUUUUCUUCAUAAUAUCUAGUAUGUCGACUGUCCAAUAUAAGAAGCAGUCAUGGAAACACGAGCUCACAUAUCUAUGUCAGAAGGGUCAUGCUGUCUGCCUAUCUAUCUAUCUAUCUAUCUAUCUAUCUAUCUAUCUAAUUCUAUUCAUAUCUAUCUUGUGUUUAUCUAAUUAUACAGGAACACAUGAAUACCAUCCUGACUUCUUGUCAUUUUUGCACAUGCGCAGGCAACCAUUUCCUGUCAUUUCGAUUUCCUUUCCUCUGUCGUAUGUCUCUCCUUUACAGACAAAGACACAGUCAACGAUUGAGCUCCUCACUGCCGUUCCGGCGUUCGGGGUGAAAUGUUCUUGA